AUGAGGGAAUCGAUUUUCACCGGGAAGAUUCCCAUAUCGUGCCAGAACGAGGAGAUUCCGUGGCAGAUGAAGUGUGACAUUGUACGUUCUGACGACGAGGUUGAGAUCAGGCUUAUUGAUACUCGGGACAUCUUUACAUUCUACUUCAGCACCAUAUCUCCGGGCGACUUCUAUGUGAUGAAGAGGGAGCAAGACAUUAUUGUUGACUAUGAGAAGUUUGUGUCGAUUCUUGUAAAAAUGUUUCACAGCCUGCACAGUGGAAAGCUAAGAGGGCUGUUUUCAAAAGAAACAAGCAAGUUCCUGUUUGUCGAGAAGGACGAGUUCAGAAACAUAGUAAGGCUAGAGCUGAAGUUUUCGAAGCCAGACGAAACACACUAUAAGAUGUACCUGGGAGAUAUGAUAGGGAGGAUGGAGUCUGAGAACGUGAGGCUUGUUAAGGAGAACGGAAUGCUUCGGGAUAAGUGCAGAAGUGGAGAGAAGGAGCUGAGAGACAGGAUCAGAUAUUUAGAAGAAGAGGCGAUGGCAGCGCAAAAGAAGAUGAACAAGCUAUACAAGGAGAACGAGCUACUAAAUGAGAAAGGAGAUGCGCAGAGGGAGGAGGUGGAGAGGUUAAACAGCAAGACCUAUGAUCUGGAGAAAGAGAACGGAAGGCUACAGUACGAGCUAGACAAGCUCAAGCUGCAGGAUGUAAAGAACUCUGGGCUUGUUGAGAGAGCCCAGAAGAUAGAGGAUGAGAACAAAACACUCAAGGAGGAGUUGAACACUGCAAAUGAGAUAAUAAGAAAAUACAGUGAGGAGAUUGCACAGAUGAAGAGCACGAUAAGUGGAAGUGAGGAUGCAACGAAAGAUCUCCGGCAAAGCAACAAAAAGUACAAAUCUGAGAUUGAAGAUCUUAAGAAGAGAAUGAAGGGAAUGGAGGAUAAGAUGAAGAAAAUGAAGGAGGAGUUGAAGUCAAAGGAGACGAGGCUGAAGGAUCUCGAGACAGAAAACAUGGGGCUUGUUAAAAACCUUGAGAAUGCCCAAAAUGUAUACAGUCACUUCUACAGUAAGAACAUCGAAAACCCUACAUCUAUAAACUACUCUGACAAUGAGAGUGUUUUCUCUAUAGCACCUGAGUCCUCACCCCAUUGA
Molecule: messenger RNA, 1131 nt
Organism: Encephalitozoon hellem ATCC 50504
Lineage: Eukaryota; Fungi; Microsporidia; Unikaryonidae
Exons: 1
Coding region: 1-1131 (376 amino acids)
Biological process (GO): centriole replication
Cellular component (GO): centrosome; centriole
Source: RefSeq, a predicted model, not a curated record